UCUUCGGGCUCCGCUGGGAAGCAGAACCCGCGAGGAGGAUGGCACGGUCUCGCCCGGCGCCUGUCAGAGCGGCACCGCUUUGUCUGAGCGCAGGGAGCUGUUUGUCACGGCGCUGCCAUCGCGUUACGGUGGGCGACCGAACCCGGCUCUCGUCGGGUGUGAGCGGCGUGCGGGCUGCGGGCUGCUCCCGGCCCUCCCAGACAGUGUGAGAGAAGAAUGUUAACCACAUGUCCUUAGCAGCAUAUUCUGCUUUCUGAUCACUUUCAUUAAAGAAAUAUCCCCAUCUGAGAGAGGAAGGAAGACUGCGGAAACACAGAACAUCACACCCCAUCUUAAAAAAGAGAAGAUCAAGUCUGGAGUUUCUCUGACUUCAUCUGAAAUUGUAGGGAUGAUCAAUUUAUUUAAGAAACCUUACAAGAAAAAAGCAGGCAAGUUCCAGCCUUUCAAGAAGUUAUUUGGCAGACGGAAGAAAAGGGAGCCUGUGCUGGACUGCGAGGAAGCCAAACUGAAGCCGAGCCACUCCUUUGGGAACGUCUGCAAUGGUACCUUCUCCUCUGAUGAAGAGCCAAACACUGAGCUGAGGUCUUCCCAUUAUUCUAUGGGCAGUCGAGCUUUUUCCCAUGACAGUAUUUUUAUACCUGAUGGGAGGACAGAGAGUGAACAGGCCAUCCAAGCAAUGUCACAGGAGAACGUUUUAGGAAAAGUCAAAACUCUUCAGCAACAGUUGGCCAAGAAUAUAAAAUUUGGGCAGCCUCCGCAAAUGACAGUUUCUGGGAGGACAAUGGGGGAGGCAAAUGCUAGCAUAGAAGAGGAUGUGUUUCUCGGUAGCCUCAUGGAGAUUGACUCUCAGCAGGAUACAGCGCACUCAGAGAGUGGUAAUAAAUCAGCUGACACUCCAGAUCUAUUGAGACCAAUGAAUUUGCCUGGAACAGGACAAAUGGAAGAAAAGGUAACUCCAGUCAAGUCAUCUCGGCCAAAAAGACAAUUUUCCUGCUCCGGCACAAUUGAAACCAUCAAUCUGGAUGCAGUUCCCCAGGCUGUUGCUCGUCUGGACAACAGUGCAGCUAAACACAAGCUGUCCGUAAAGCCAAAAAAGCAGAGAAUGUCCAGAAAGCACAAGAGAUUAACAAAGGGAUCGCAAAGCUUAACAAUAACGGAGUUUGAGCCAGAGGAUCUAGAGACUGAGCUGUUUGUAGACAGAUACCCAGGCUAUAAUGGACACAUCACUGCAGACAAGCUAAUACAGAACAGAGAUGAGCCAAAGCAGCUUCAGCUGGCAGAGGAGAAAAGAACUGUAGAUCACUGGGGGAUCCUUGAAGCUGAGAAGAUAAGGCAGAUUGUAGAAAUGGAAGAACAAAGAGAACUGGAAGAACAAAGGUGCCAAGAGCUGGAGGAGCAGAUGCAGAAAGAGCAAGAGAGAAGGGACAGUGAAAAAGAGAGUAGUCAGUAUCUCCUCGAAGGAGAGAUAUCUUUGAAAAUUGAAGUGCAAGCUUGCCAGGAAGAGAGAGGACUGCUGGAGGCAGUGAACAGGCAGGAGCCAGAUGACCAGUCGUGCCAGGAACUUGAAGAGCAGAGACACAGGGAGCUGGAGGAGCAACAGAGACCAGAGAUGGAGCAGCAGAAGUGUGAGGAACAGGGUGAGCAACAGAGACAGGAACUGGAAGAACAGAAGCACCAGGAAUGGGAAAAACAAGAGAGAUGGAAGCUGGAGGAACAGAAGCACUGGGCAUGGGAUGAACAGCAGGGACAGGAGCUGGAGGAACAGAAGUUUCAGGAACACAGACAAGAGCUGGAGAAGCAGAAGCACUGGGAACAGGAGGAGCAACAAAGACAAGAGUUGGAGGAGCAGAAAUGCCAGGAAGAGGAACAACAGAGACAGAAGCUGGAGGAACAGAUGCACUGGGAACUGGAGGAGCAGAAGAGGCAAGAGCUAGAGGAGCAAAAGCACCAGGAAUGCGAAGAGCAGAGGCAGAAGGAGCUGGAGGAGCAGGGAAGUCUAGAGCUGGAAGAACUGAGGCAACACGAGACUGAAAAAUGGUGUCAGAAGGAAGAGGAAAGAAAUCUGCUGGAGGAACAAAAAGAACUAGUGGAGCAAAAUAAGGAAGAAAAACAGAGACAAGAGUUAGAAGAGGAAGAGCUUCCAGAAGCUGAAAUAAAACUGAAGCAAGAGAAAGAGGCUGAGGGUCCCAGCCAACAGAAGAAAGAGGAGGAAGAAAUGCAGCAUAUGAAGGAAAGAGGAAAGACAGAGGAAGAGCAACCCCAGAAGCUACUGGAGAAGAAACAGAAGCGGGAAGAACCAAGAAAACAUAAACUAAUCAAACAAAUGCACUUAGAAAGUACAGACAUUGUGCAACAAGAUGAACUGAAGCAGCAAAAGGAACAAGAGUGCAACAAACUGGAAGAGCAGAAAAUAGACACAGAAAGGCAAAAUGUUCAUUGGAAACAACAGGAAAAAUCCUCGGAGCAGCAAAAUGACAAGAAUGAGCUGAGUUCUGGGGGGGCUGAUAGGAAUCCAGCAGAUGACAAGCUCCAGGAGAGACUAAGACCCCAAAAAGUCAAACAGCCUGAAAAGGAGAAUAAAACAGCAGAAGAAAUCCUGGCCCAGAAACUGAAGAGAGAAGUUGAUGCUCAAGAGCAAAAGCGAAUUGGGGAAGAACUUAGGUGGCAGGAGGUAGAUGAAAGACAAACUGCAUCCAGACCCUUCACGUUUCAAGUGUCUUCUGGAGAUAAACAGAUCAUAUUUCAGAAAGUAAAUCUGAGUCCAGUCAUGCCUGCUAAAGGAGCAGGACUCUCUUCUCCAUCUAUCAAGGACAGCAGGAUGCACAUGUCCAGCAAGGGCUCUCAUACGCUCCCAUCAUCUGUGUGUGUUCCCCACACAGCUAUUCUAGUUACGGGAGCACAGCUGUGUGGCACAGCAGUUAACCUGAACCAGAUAAAGGAUACAGCUUGUAAGUCAUUGCUUGGUUUAACAGAAGAGAAAAAAAAUGUAGAUAUUCCUUCACCAGAGAAAGCCCAGAAAAAAUCUCCAGGUCCCAAACCCAGCAUCAGUAAAACGAAAUACACACAGGAGUCAUUGGACCAAGCCACAUUAGCUGAGUGGGCCUCCAUCCGUUCUAGAAUCUUAAAGAAUAAAGAAAACGGCAAAUACAACGAGAAGGACAGAGUAAAUACCUGCAGACACAGUGAUGACUGGACACCCCGAGGACGAGGUUCUCCCCAUGGUAACCUGAGGAAAACCCUGUCUGCAAAUGCAAAGUUCUCAAUAACACCAGCGUGGCAGAAAUUUUCAGAAGGUUCCAAAACCAAUUCAGUCACUGAGAAUGUAAGUGCAGCAAAAGGCAGUGAAAAAGUAGCUGCGGGAAGAAACACUGGCUCGUCCGUUGAUGCAAAUGAGGGUGUAGUAUCCACUUUUAAGGAUAACUUAUCUGAAGUGGCUAAAGAGAAGACAGAAACCCACAGUGAAAUUAUGGACAACACGGAGGGUUGUAAGUUUGCAAAAGAUCUUCCAUCUUUCCUUGUUCCAGGUUUUCCUCGUUCUCCAGGUAAAGAGUUACCCCAAUCCGAACUUCCAGGUGCUCUGGAAAAUCAGCAGAGUAACAACAGCACAAAAAAAGCAGAUAAACCAGCACCUAAUGGAGAAGAAAAUGUUUCUCCCUUUGGGAUAAAAUUACGGAGGACAAACUAUUCUUUACGUUUCCAUUAUGAUCAACAGGCAGAGCAGAGGAAAAAGAAAAGAUACAGUGCAGGAGAUAGUUUUGAUGGUGUGCCUGACCCACUACUCACAACAGAAGGUGAAAAGGAAUCUGCUGUUUUUGCUCCACAAGAGAGUGCAUCCCCUGGCACAGAGAAAGCAAAUGUCCAUGGGAAUUUAAAAGACUCAAAAGAUUCUUCAGUUACUGUGUUGGAGAUUUCACAACCAGUGCGCACACCACUGCCAGCCACCAGCCAGAGCGCUUUACCUCCUCAUGAGAAACCAGCAUGCAAAUCACUGUUCCCACAGAAACCUGCUUUAGCUCCAAAGCCUGCCAGCCAGACACCUCCAUCAUCUCCUCUCUCGAAAAUGAACCGAUCGCACCUGGCUGAUACACUGGGGCAGAGGUUUGUUAAGGCUGAAUCAGAUGGGGGUUGGAGAAAAGAUGACAGAGCAGUGCCUCCGGUGGCACUGAAUGAGAGCAAAAAUGAAGAGGAAGAGAUCAGAGAAAAGAAGUCGUUUUUCCCAUCUCUAAGUAUUCCCUGGAGAGAGAAAAAUGACAAAAAGCCUGAGCCAUUGAAGAAAGAAAAACCAGUCCUUCUAAGCAGACACUCUUUGGAUGGCUCUAAAUUGAUGGAAAAAGUUGAAGCUUCACAACCACUAUGGAUCACAUUAGCGCUGCAAAAGCAGAAGGGAUUUCGUGAGCAGCAAGCUACUAGGGAAGAGAGGAGACAAGCCAGAGAGGCAAAGCAAGCAGAGAAGUUGGCAAAAGAAAUUGCUGCUGUAAAUAAUCAAUCAGAUAAUAAAAGCGGCAGCAGCAGCAAAACGAGCACACUGCAGAAAUCUACAACCCAAGAAGGGGAGAAGAAAAUUGAGACGGCUGUGUCAAGACUAGAACGAAGGGAGCAGCUGAAGAAGUCUAACACCCUUCCAACUUCUGUGACAGUGGAAAUUUCAGAUUCUGUUCCACCAACACCACUGGCAAAAGAGGUGGCCAAGAGAUUCUCCACACCUGAUGCAAACCCUGUGUCAACAGAACCAGCCUGGCUUGCACUGGCUAAGAGGAAAGCAAAAGCCUGGAGUGACUGUCCACAGAUCAUAAAGUAAACUGUAAAAUGGCAUCUCUAUUGCUGCCUAUUAACUGCUUUCUUUUUAUUUAUUCAGCUUUUAAACACAUGACAAAACUGAAAAUGCAUGUAUCGGAGGACUGGAAACUGAACCGAUUACCAUUUUGCUCUAGCUCACUGUAAAGCCUAUUCAAGUCCAUAUAUUCCAUUGCUUUGACAAAUAGCUAAGUGAGGUCACAAGAAAUUUCAGAGCCAGUCUCUCUAAAAAUUCAAGAAUGCUCAAAUACUGGAUGAAAAUUUUAGCCAGUAUCAUAACAAGGGGCAGAACUUCAGCAGCUCCUUAAAUUCUCUUGAAUUUGGUUCUGGAAUUUUAGAUCUCUGCAGUUAAGUGGAGAUUUCAGGAAAGUUUUUCAACAGUCCUCUGUUGAAAAUGAAUGCAAGAUGCAUGUUCCCUUCUCUUACUUCUAAAUUUUCUUAAGUGUUAAGCUGUAUGAACUGUCAGUAGUUCUACCUGCUAUUUAAAAGCGUCUUACCUAAUGAAGAAUGUUGGUAGACUUCUAUCCACCUGCAAAUGAUAAAUAAGGUGGUACCAUUCAAAUGCUGAGCUAUCAUGGGAUUAUUGUGUUAAUAUCCCCCUAGUCCUAAGAAGAAAACAAUUCAUCCAACUUCAUAAAAAAAUUACUCAUUAUGCUGAAGUCAGCAAGUUUUCAGCAAGAAGCCUCUACUCUGCAACUACCUGAAAGGAGGUGGCAGCAAGGAAUGUCACACUCUUUCUCCUCAGGUGACGAGUGGUAGGAUGUGACAAAGCAGUCUCACAGUGCACUGGGGAGGCUUUGCUUGGAUUUUUAGAUAGGAUUUUGUCACAGAAGAGGCUGUGCUAGGACACAGUGGAGUUCCCGCUGCUGAAACCAUUUAAGGGAUGUGUGGGCAUGGCAAUAAGCAACAAGGCUUGGUGAUGAGCCUUUGUAGGUCAGGUUGAUGGUUGGACUUGAUGGUCUUGAAUGUCGUUUCCAACCUAGGUGAUUGCAUAAGCCAGGGAAUCGGUGUUUACUGUAGUUGUUUAAGUGCAUUGCUGUGCGCUUGGCUACUUUUAAGAUGCAGAGAGAAAGCAAUUGCAGAUUUUUAAAUAUUUAAAUAAUGUGACUGGGGCUAAAGUAAGUAAAACUAUUCCUGUGCUCCUGUACUUACAGAGUUGGUAUCAGGAAGUUCCCACAGGAGCAAGAACUUAUAACUGAAGUUAACUGAGACCUGAAAUCCAGGUCAACAAGCAUCUCUAGAGCUUCAGUUUUUCUCUGCAUUUCUCCUGGUUUUAAUUCACAUAAAACUUUGAGUAUUUCAUGUAAAUUCCUGUACUUUGACCAAUACAGACAGCACACUUCAAAAGGGUUUACUUACUCUCCUUAUGUGAGCGCUGACUUACUGCCCAGUUGAUUUACCCGCUGUAGCAGAUACUUUAUUUCUUCUCUGUACCUAAAAUAGUGUUGUUCACUCCCUCCCUCUUGCAAAAAAGAAUAAAGUCCAUAAUAUAAUAAAAUUUUUAUUAUCCUUAAUGUCCCAUGGAAAUAGCUAUGUUUGAAUUUUUAAAAGUCACCCUAGUUAACAAAUCUGUAACAUGCCCAACAAGGUUUUACAAGGCAGUAUUUAACAAAGCUGAUGAUCUCCUAGUAGUGGCAAGGCUCCAAGGCACUUGAAGCCUAAAGCGAGAUAAAGGGUGAUAACUUUGGUUGAAAGACUUUGCAUCAUUAUAGAAUGAUACCACACGUAUUUCAUGGAAAUACUUUAGCCAAACUGCUGUAUGCAGCAUGAGUAGUAGCACUUUAAAUUAUGCAGAAAGCAGAAUGAAAUCUGCCUUGAAUUCCCAUUCCAAGAAUCAAAAACCAUCAAUAGUAAAAUCAUUACUAAAUAAAUACCCAGUUUUCCAUCAAACAGAAAGCAAAGGUUUGCUAUCAUGGUUACAACAGCACAAACACAUGACAUGGUGAAUGGGAAGAUCAGAACAGCAGCAAGAAGGGUUUUUUUGAGGCUCCUAAGCCAUCACUUUUACUCAGAUUCAUAUUUUAAACCCAAACUUGUAAAGUAACAUUUUUUUCCAUUAAUAUAAGCAUUUAGAAUGUUUUACAGAAAUGAAACAAUGCUGUUCUCAAAUAUUUGGAAAAAAAAAAAAUACUUACUGCUACAUAGUAAAAUCUCUGCAAGCUUUUCUGAAGAAAGAAUUUGGCCCACAAUUAUUUCUGCUCUGCUAGCACCAUGAACUCGUACUAUUUCAAUCUAUUCUUUUUGUGAAUUUUGUAAGCCUUCAGUAUGUAUUUGUAGUUACAAGAAUUAAACUGCCUGAAAUCUGUCUUUAGGAUUACUCCUUGAGAUAGGGAUACAGAUUUAAUAUAGAGAAGGUGAAAUAAAUCGGGAUUAAAGUAUUCCAGAAAGCAUAGCAUAACAAGGUGCUAUUGUGCAUGACUGACAUAAUGAUGCAAUUUUCCAAUACAGUACACUUACCUAUAGCACACAGAACAAACCUUUUGUUAAGGAUAGUCUUUAAGCUAAAGCUUCAAACCAGAUUUUUUUUUUUUCAACCAUAAAGGUGUCUAGUGUAAUAAUGGAACCUGUAUUCUGUACAGAUCUUGGUGGAAACAUUUCUAAAAUGUACAUGUCCAACAGUGACAUUUCAUGAUCAACUAACAAAACUUUGCACUAAAUACCAAUGGAGUGAAGUGUUACUUUGCUUUAGCUUUGUUGCAGCCGUUUCUGAUAAAGCGUUGGAAAUGUUAAAAACAAA
This is a messenger RNA of Coturnix japonica (Japanese quail), 7531 nucleotides long. It is a transcript of the gene CRACD, whose product is annotated as capping protein inhibiting regulator of actin dynamics. Gene Ontology annotation, biological process: maintenance of gastrointestinal epithelium; negative regulation of barbed-end actin filament capping. Lineage: Eukaryota; Metazoa; Chordata; Aves; Galliformes; Phasianidae. The record is from RefSeq and is a predicted model, not a curated record.